This is a messenger RNA of Penicillium odoratum, 1656 nucleotides long. RefSeq names its product MFS transporter. The record is from RefSeq and is a predicted model, not a curated record. Gene Ontology annotation, cellular component: fungal-type vacuole membrane. Gene Ontology annotation, biological process: spermine transport; transmembrane transport. The transcript has a single exon. NCBI's taxonomy places the organism in Eukaryota, Fungi, Ascomycota, Eurotiomycetes, Eurotiales, Aspergillaceae. Bases 1 to 1656 code for a protein of 551 amino acids. Gene Ontology annotation, molecular function: spermine transmembrane transporter activity.
AUGCCUGAUUCAAUACCCUCUCAUUCACCCAUGACCAGAGUCGAAACCCGAGAAACCCUUCGCGAUGAAGGGAUUUCAGGAACUCCCCCACCCGUGGACUACAACUAUGCCGACUUCGAACGUCAAGAUCAUCCCGAGUUCCCUGAAGAAUAUGUCGUCGAAACAAGGACCGGUGUAGUUCCCCAAACAGCCUUGCACCAAGCACGAUCCAGCACUUCAACAAAACCUACACCGAGUGACGGUCGAGACUUUGAUAUCGAGAAAGGACCCAAAGAGCCGGUCGACUAUGUGACAUUCACAAUCGACGAUCCGGAAAACCCACAUAAUUGGUCCCGCAAAUACCGCUGGUAUACUACCAUCGUGGCAGCAUCCGUCGUGGUCUGCGUGGCCUACGGCUCAGCUGUCGUCACCGGUGGCCUAGGUCUCAUCGAGGCCAAAUACCACGUCUCAUUAGAGGUUGCUAUCCUCACCUGCUCAAUCAUGGUCUGCGGAUUCGCCGUAGGACCUUUACUCUGGUCUCCACUCUCGGAGAUCAUCGGCCGUCGACCCGUCUACAUCAUCUCAUUUGCUCUCUACACCAUCUUCAACAUCCCAUGUGCCUUGUCCCCAAAUAUCGGUGGCUUACUAGCGUGUCGAUUCCUAUGUGGCGUCUUCGCCAGUUCCGGACUCUCCCUCGCCGGUGGAACCAUUGCUGAUAUCUGGAAUAUUGAGGAGCGCGGCAUGGCCAUCGCCUAUUUUGCCGCAGCCCCCUACUGCGGACCCGUCCUAGGCCCAAUCGUUGCUGGCUGGAUCAAUGUCGGCACUGGCCGUCUGGACCUCUUCUUCUGGACCAACAUGGGUUUUGCAGGUGUUCUCAUGAUCAUGAUUGGUCUAAUUCCUGAGACAUAUGCACCGGUCAUUCUCAAACGACGCGCGGUGAAACUUCGCAAGGAAACAGGGAACCAGAAUAUCAUCACUGAGCAAGACAAUGCCAAACUUACCCUGAAGGACGUCAUUCGGACAAACCUAGUCCGUCCAAUCGCCAUGAUCAUGACUGAGCCAGUCCUUGACCUGAUGUGCCUCUACGUUAUGCUGAUUUACUCCAUGCUGUACGCGUUCUUCUUCGCCUACCCCGUUAUCUUCGGCAAGUUGUACGGUUACAACGACGGUCAAAUCGGUUUGAUGUUUAUCCCGAUCUUGAUCGGAGCCGGUUUUGCCCUACUUGUUACCCCGAUUCUGGAAAAGGAUUUCAAGCGCAUCUGCGCAAUGCGCGCGCCAACGCCCGAGGAUCGAUUGAAGGCUGCGAUGUGUGGAGCGCCUUUCGUCCCGAUUGCAUUGUUCAUCCUCGGUGCUACUUCCUAUAAGCAUAUUAUCUGGGUUGGGCCUGCAUCUUCCGGUCUAUCUUUCGGCUUUGGAAUGGUCCUAUGUUAUUAUGGUGUGAAUGCCUAUAUCAUCGACUCUUAUCAAAAAUAUGCGGCGUCAGCUUUGGCUGCGAAGGUUUUUCUGCGAUCUGGUGGCGGUGCUGCCUUCCCGUUGUUUAUUACACAGAUGUAUAACCGUCUGGGAUUGCAGUGGGCUUCUUGGCUUCUGGCUUUCAUUGGCAUUGGAAUGGUGUUCAUUCCCUAUAUUUUCUAUUUCUUUGGUGCGCAACUCAGGGCAAGACUGAAUCACAAGUGA